This is a messenger RNA of Danio aesculapii, 2516 nucleotides long. Its product is annotated as threonine synthase-like 1. The record is from RefSeq and is a predicted model, not a curated record. Gene Ontology annotation, biological process: amino acid metabolic process. Gene Ontology annotation, molecular function: pyridoxal phosphate binding. Lineage: Eukaryota; Metazoa; Chordata; Actinopteri; Cypriniformes; Danionidae. Gene Ontology annotation, cellular component: cytoplasm. The transcript has 2 exons. The coding region runs from base 87 to 2279 and encodes 730 amino acids.
AGCACCCACUGAGAGCGCACGUGAAACUGAAAAUACUGUACUUGGCAGACAGACGCCGUUUUAGAUUAUAUGAUCUUCUUAUCAAGAUGAUCGCUGCAAUUUUAGGCCAGCUGUUGGCUAAAGUAAGAAGGCUAAAGAGCCACAUGUUCUUCGCACCAUGUGGUUUUUCGUUCUUCACUGCAGCACAGCUAUCUUCAAAUCAAUUUUCUAAACCUCCUGAUAGAAAUAUUCUCCUCAUGGGUCUUCCAGGAGCAGGCAAGACCUGCGUGGGCCGGGUUGUGGGAUACAAACUUAGAAUGCCUGUUAUUGAUAUAGAUGACGAUGUCCUUGAAAAGACUUGGGGAAUGAGUGUGGCAGACAAGCUCUCUGAAGUCGGUGGAGAUCAUUUUAUUGAAGAAGAAGGUAAAGCGGUGUGUGGAUUCACAGCCACAGGAAGUGUCAUCUCACUGACCGGCUCCAAUCCACUGCAUCGGGAUGCAAUGCAGCAUCUGAAACGCUCUGGAGUAAUCGUGUACCUGGAUGUAGACACAGAAGAUAUCAUGCAAAGACUCGGUCGAAUGAAAGUAAACAGGAUUGUGGGUCAGAAUUCUGGCGUUUCCAUGAGAGAUAUAUUACAAUACAGGAAACCAUUUUAUGAGGAAUGGUUAGAUGCGAGAGUGCUUUGUGGGACGGGAGACUCUAUAGAGGAUGUGGCUGAUAAAGUUAUGAAGACUCUGCUUAGAUUAGAGGACUCAGAAUCAGAGACCUUCAUUUCAACGAGGAGCCAAAGGUCAAGUGAUCCCAAGUUUUUCAGUGAUGUUGUCAUAGAAGGUCUCGCGCCAGAUGGGGGACUUUACAUACCAAAGAAAGGAAUCCCUAAACUUGAACCUUCCGAAUGGUUGAGAAUAUCCAGCAUGCCAUAUGACAUGAGAGCUGUGACCAUAUUGGAAAACUGUAUCCAUCCUUUGGAUGUGUCCCCUGUGGAAUUGAGCAAAAUGGUAAGCCGUGCCUACAGCCAGAACUUUGCCAAUCAAUCAGUUGUUCCUCUAAAGCACCUCACUGAUCAUCAGUACCUUCUAGAACUCUUUCAUGGCCCGACUGCCUCUUUUAAAGACCUGGCACUGCAGUUAAUGCCUCAGCUCUUUGCCCACUGCCUGCCACAGAUGUGCAACUACCUCAUUCUAGUGGCCACAUCUGGAGAUACUGGAAGUGCGGUGCUAAACGGCUUCGGGAAUCUUAAAGACAGUGACCGGGAUAGGAUCGGGGUGCUUGUGUUCUUCCCUGAGAAUGGAGUGAGUGAGAUUCAGAAACUACAAAUGACAGGAUUCCAAGGUGGAAAUGCCAAGUCCAUCAGCGUCCUGUCCGACUUUGACUUCUGCCAAAGGAGCAUUAAACAAAUGUUUGGGGACUCCAGCUUGAUUGGACACUUUGCUGUGGAGUACGCCACAAUUCUCAGCACUGCAAACUCAAUAAACUGGGCCCGACUACUUCCUCAAGUGGCCUAUCACUGCUCGGCGUACAUGGACCUGCUAAAAAAUGGCAUAUUGUCAUUCGGGGAUCCCAUUGAUGUGUGUAUACCUACUGGUAACUUUGGGAAUGCAAUGUCAGCCCUGUACGCCAAACAAAUGGGAAUCCCAAUACGGAAAGUGAUCUGUGCGUCCAAUCAUAACUGUGUCAUAUCUGACUUCAUCACUAGCGGUGAGUACGAUCUACGUGACAGGAAGCUGCUGGUGUCAAACUCCCCUGCCAUUGAUAUCCUAAAAUCCUCCAACCUUGAAAGGUUCAUCCAUCAUGUAUCUGGUGGAGAUGGGAGUCUUGUCAGAGAUCUGUUUUUGAGUCUAGAAAGAGAUGGGUUCUUUAAAGUGUCAGAAACUUUACGGCAGAAGAUAAAUCUGGAAGUUCAAGCUGGUUGGUGCUCAGAGGAUGACUGUUUGACGGCCAUACGGGAGGUGCAUAAAUCAACAGGGUACAUAAUGGACACUCACACAGCGAUUGGCAAAGUAGUUGCAGAUCGUCUACAUGACAGAAGCUGUCCACUGGUGAUAUGCUCCACUGCACACCACGGGAAGUUUGCUCCGGCUGUCUUAAGAGCUCUUCAGUGUCAAAAUAUCCCACAGGACCCUGUCAAGCAGCUGGAUGAACUCUGCAGCAUUGGAGGUCAGGAGCAGAUGCAUGGGACUCUCAUAAAUUGCAUGAGGAGAGCAGGAAAUAAUCAACAUGAAGUUUGUCAGGCUGACUAUAGCAAGCUGACAGAUCAAGUAGAAAAUAUGAUACAAGAUUUAUUUUUGAAAGUCCGGUAAGACCUGCAAUGUCCACUAGAUGGUAAUGUCUGUCAAGAAACAAUCAACAUUCGUCAAUUUAAACACAAGGUGGCAGUAAUGUGCUGGGAUAAAAUUACAAUGUUGAUAUUCAAGAGAUGUACAAGAUUGUCAUAACUUCAUGAUGGAAGCUGAUAGUAUCUAAAUUGAUUUAAAUUCUCACUACUUUUGCACAGAAAGGCAGUUUAAUAAACAUGUCAGUGUUUUUCAUACAUUGGA